Messenger RNA from Alternaria ethzedia, 1953 nucleotides. RefSeq lists its product as uncharacterized. Gene Ontology annotation, cellular component: cytosol; intracellular membrane-bounded organelle. The coding region runs from base 1 to 1953 and encodes 650 amino acids. The record is from RefSeq and is a predicted model, not a curated record. Gene Ontology annotation, molecular function: A2-type glycerophospholipase activity. The transcript is spliced from 2 exons. Gene Ontology annotation, biological process: glycerophospholipid catabolic process. Lineage: Eukaryota; Fungi; Ascomycota; Dothideomycetes; Pleosporales; Pleosporaceae.
AUGACAGCAUCUGCGGUUGUUCCUCGGGAAGCUAGAGUCGUACCUCCCAAUGGCCUGGAUAUAUUGAAGCGUGCCUCGCCCCAGGCUCCCAACGGCUACGCGCCAGCCGAAGUCAACUGCCCGUCCACGCGCCCGAGCAUUCGAUCCGCCGACAAACUCUCCCAGCAAGAGACAGAAUGGCUCCAGAAGAGGAGGCCGAACACAGUCGAUCCUAUGCGCGAGUUCCUCGAACGCGUCAACAUUGAGGGCUUCGACGUUGGACAAUACAUCAGCAACCACCGUGACAACACUACCGCCCUACCGAAUAUCGCGAUCUCGUUCUCUGGUGGAGGAUACCGGGCUCUGCUGAAUGGUGCAGGUGCUCUAGCAGCGUUUGACAGCCGGACAACGAACUCGACGAGUGCAGGACACCUGGGAGGAAUCUUGCAGGCAUCCACAUAUGUUUCCGCACUAUCAGGAGGAGGCUGGAUGAUCGGCAGCAUCUACGCCAACAACUUUACCUCAGUUGAAGCAAUCAUCAACAAGGGUGAGGACUCGGCGAUUUGGCAAUUCCAGAACUCGCUGUUCAAGGGACCUCCCACGAAGGGAAUCCAGCUGCUCUCGACUGCGCAGUACUACGACAACUUGGUCAGCACGGUCAAGGACAAGAGUGAUUCGCCGGCUGGUGACUUCAACACGUCGAUUACCGAUGUUUACGGCCGCGGUCUUUCUUUCCAACUCAUCAACGCCAGCGAUGGAGCCCCAGCCUAUACCUUCUCUUCCAUUCAGGACGACCAAGACUUCUCAUCCGGAAACGCACCGAUGCCUAUCCUCGUCGCAGAUGAGCGUUCGCCCGGAGACUUGAUCAUCUCUUUGAACGCCACCAACUUCGAGUUCAACCCGUUCGAAAUGGGCUCAUUCGACCCUACAACCUACGGCUUUGCUCCUCUGAAGUACAUCGGUUCCAACUUCAGCGAGGGGGAACUUGCUCAAGACCAGGGCUGUGUUGAGGGAUUCGACAACCUGGGUUUCGUCAUGGGAACCAGCAGCUCCUUGUUCAACCAGAUCUUCCUCACACUAAACACCAUCCAGGACGUACCCCAGAUCCUCGUGAACUUUGUGUCAAACAUCUUGAAGGGUAUCGGUGAAGAUGGUGACGAUAUCGCCGACUACUCGCCCAACCCUUUCUUCCGCUACCACAACGAGACGAACCCCAGUGCUGACAGGGAGCGUCUUACUCUCGUGGACGGUGGUGAGGAUGGUCAAAACAUUCCCUUCAACCCGGUCAUUCAGCCCGUACGCCAGGUCGAUGUCGUCUUUGCUAUCGACUCCUCUGGUGACACCGUCGAGGAGGACGACCCAUCGCAGAACUGGCCCAACGGCACUUCUCUGGUUGCAACCUACGAGCGUGCAAGCGGCACUCUCAUGAACAGGACUUCGUUCCCUUACAUCCCCGGCCAGGACACUUUCGUUGCCCUAGGUUUCAACAGUCGCCCCGCUUUCUUCGGUUGCAACAGCAGCAACGUCACUGAGGGCGACAACAUCCCUCCUCUCGUCGUCUACCUCCCCAACGCCCCCUACGUCUUCUGGUCCAACACUUCCACCUUCAACAAGCUCGACUACAGCAUCUCAGAGCGCAACGGCAUGAUCGAGAACGGCUACGACGUCGUCACCCAAGCAAACUCGACGCGCGAGGGUGCCUCAAACUGGCCUACUUGCGUCGGAUGCGCUAUCCUCUCUAGGAGUCUGGAGCGCAACGGCGAAGCUAUCCCACAAGUGUGCCAGCAGUGCUUCACUGACUACUGCUGGAACGGCACCACAGUCGAGACAUCGCAGCCAUACACUCCCGAGCUGAUCGUUGGUCAGCUCGCCACUACAAACAACGGCGACGACGACAGUGGUGUAGGGAAGUUCGUGCCCAACGUCCUCGGUCUUGCUCUGGCAGCAGCCGUGUCAGGAUACCUGAUGAUGUGA